AUGACACCUGGAUUUCAAAAACAACAAGAAAAGAUGGAUGUUGCUGCAAUUAUUAUACAUCUCAAGGAGCUAUUUCAAGAACAAGCUUGUCACGAGAGACUUGAGAUUGGAAAACAAGCAGGCGAUGACUCCUUUAUUAGUGAAGGUUCUGAUGCUUGGAAUAAAAAAGAUAGAUUGGAUAUUCAUGUUAAUGAUACUAGUGCUUCUUGCGAUAUAUCUGUGAAAGAGCAAAAGAUUGUUUUGUUACGUUAUGUUGACAAUAAAGGACAUGUAGUUGAGAGAUUUCUUGGCAUUAUUCAUGUUAAUGAUUCAAAGGCUUCUUCUCUUAAGCUGUCAAUUGAUUUAUUAUUUUCCAAGCAUGGAUUAAGUAUAUCAAGGGUAAGAGAGCAAGGUUAUUAUAGAGCUAGUAACAUGAGAGGUGAGUUUAGUGGGUUAAAAAGUUUGAUCAUGAGGGAGAAUGAAUCAACAUAUUAUAUUCAUUGUUUUGCUCAUCAACUUCAAAUUACUCUUGUUACUAUUGCAAAAAACGAUGUUCAAGUAAGAAGUAUUUUUAACAUGUUAGUUGAUCUAGUAAAGGUUGUUGGAGCUUUUUGUAAGUGGCGAGAUAUCUUUCGAGAAUGUCAAGUUGCUCAUGUCUCUGAAGCAUAUGCAAAUGGUAAACUUACAAGUGGACGUGGACUGAAUCAAGAAGCUAUGCUUAAAAGAGCAGGAGAUACACGUUGGGGUUUACACUAUGGUACGCUUGCAUCUUUGAUUGUUAUGUUUCCAUCCGUGGUAGAUGUUCUUGAUUAUGUUGUUGAUGAUGGUUUAGAUCCUAAACAAAGAGCUCAAGCUUCUACUUUGUUAAAGUUUAUAUAG
This is a messenger RNA of Pistacia vera, 858 nucleotides long. RefSeq lists its product as uncharacterized. The coding region runs from base 1 to 858 and encodes 285 amino acids. The record is from RefSeq and is a predicted model, not a curated record. The transcript has 2 exons. Lineage: Eukaryota; Viridiplantae; Streptophyta; Magnoliopsida; Sapindales; Anacardiaceae.